Pollicipes pollicipes is the source of this 1601-nucleotide messenger RNA. RefSeq names its product major facilitator superfamily domain-containing protein 6-A. Gene Ontology annotation, cellular component: membrane. Lineage: Eukaryota; Metazoa; Arthropoda; Thecostraca; Pollicipedomorpha; Pollicipedidae. Bases 1 to 1356 code for a protein of 451 amino acids. The record is from RefSeq and is a predicted model, not a curated record. The transcript is spliced from 9 exons.
AUGGUGCACGAGUCGCAGCUGGGCUGGGAAGGGGGCCCGAUCCCGGUGCCGCUGCACGGGACGGGGUAUAUGGCUGACCGGACGGGGCGAAUCCGGGAGCUUUACGUAGUCUGCGUUAUCCUACAAUGCGUAGUCCACCAGGCGCUCCUCUUCGUGCCGCCGAGCCCACUGACGACGCCGCGCGCGCUAGCCGCCUCACCCAACCAGAGCACACUGGGCUGUGCCGACUGGCCGCCGCCGAACUGCGGAAGUCUGUCACGCAGCCAGGACUGCCGCCUCAUCUGUCCGGACGGCGAGGCGUGCCAGCCCAGCGCCGGCCUGCCAGCCUCCAGCCGGACCACGUUCUGGGUGUACUUCGCACUGCGGAUGGUGGGCGUGUUCUUCAUGGCGCCGUCCUUCACGCUGCUGGACGCAACUAACCUCGCGUUGGUGAGGCAGCACAAGACGCCAGGGCAGAACUUUGGCCGCCAGCGCGUGACGGCAAUUGCUGCCACCAUCAUCGUUCCGCCACUCGUCGGUGUCAUCAUCGACUUAGUCAGCACGCCUGGCAAGACGAAUUACGGCCCAGCCUUCUACUCCAUGGACCUGUUCGUUGUCUUCACCGUCGUCACUCUGUACGCCUGCAACUUAAAGGUGGCGCUGCCGGAAAAGGCCCACUUCCGUCAAGUCACCAAGAUUCUGAAACGCCCGGAGACCCUCGUUUUCAUAUUAGCUGUCGCCCUUUUGGGAUCCAUGUGGGGAUUUUUGGAGAACUUCCUCUUUGUUUUCCUGAAGAGUCUCCAGGCACCAACGUAUUUAAUGGGUCUGACCAUGACGGUGGCUGGCCUAGCAUCGCUGCCCUUCAACUGGUGGUCAGACGCCAUCUGCAGGAAGGUCGGCCACAUCAACGUCCUCCUUGUGUCGUUCGCCGGCUACACCUUGAGAUACAUCGGAUAUUCCUUCAUCAGAAAUCCCUGGCUGUGCUUCCCGUUCGAGCUGCUGGAGGUGGUCACCACUCACCUGAUGUGGAAUAGUGCUGCCACCUACGCUGGACAACUGGCGCCGCCUGGGCUGCUGGCUACACUCACCGGACUGGCUGGAGCCCUGCACUACAGCUUUGGCCGCGGCGUCGGCAGCUUCAUCGGCGGCUACCUGAUGGCGCUGUCCGGACCGGCCUUCACCUUCCGGACCAUGGGUAUCGGCAGCGGCGUGGCCGGCGCGCUCUACGCCAUCGUCUACUACGGCUGCCUCCGUCAGAGGAUCUCCCAACGAGAGGAGCGCCAACGUGCUAAGAAGACCCAGCAAAAUGCUGACCCGAUGGAGGACCCGCACGAGCUAGCGGCAAUGCUGGAGGAGCACGCCAUCGCCACAGUGUAGUGCCAACAGUGUCCUGGCGGCUGAGCCGGCAACGCUGGAGGAGCACACCAUCGCCACAGUGUAGUGCCGACAGUGUCCUGGCGGCUGAGCCGGCAACGCUGGAGGAGCACACCAUCGCCGCAGUGUAGUGCCAACAGUGUCCUGGCGGCUGAGCCGGCAACGCUGGAGGAGCACGCCAUCGCCACAUUGUAGUGCCAACAGUGUCCUGGCGGCUGAGCCGGCAACGCUGGAGGAGCACACCAUCG